This is a messenger RNA of Carcharodon carcharias (great white shark), 5207 nucleotides long. It is a transcript of the gene nadsyn1, whose product is annotated as NAD synthetase 1. The coding region runs from base 80 to 2215 and encodes 711 amino acids. Gene Ontology annotation, biological process: NAD+ biosynthetic process. The record is from RefSeq and is a predicted model, not a curated record. Lineage: Eukaryota; Metazoa; Chordata; Chondrichthyes; Lamniformes; Lamnidae. Gene Ontology annotation, cellular component: cytoplasm. Gene Ontology annotation, molecular function: glutaminase activity; ATP binding; NAD+ synthase (glutamine-hydrolyzing) activity. The transcript is spliced from 21 exons.
AGAGAUGAUUUUAAAUGGAAUUGCAGUAACUAAUCAUACCUUAUCAUAACAUCGACAAAAAUUCAGCCUUUUUUGCACAAUGCUGGGUCGUAAAGUGACACUGGCGACUUGCGCAUUGAAUCAAUGGGCACUAGAUUUUGAAGGAAACCUUCAAAGAAUUUUAAAAAGUAUUGAAAUAGCAAAAUCAAAAGGGGCAAGAUACAGACUUGGGCCUGAACUGGAAAUCUGCGGGUAUGGCUGUGCCGAUCACUACUUGGAAUCUGAUACCAUUCUUCACUCGUUUCAAAUGCUGGCAGAACUUUUGAUCUCUCCGGUCACUGAAGACAUAAUAUGUGAUGUUGGAAUGCCAGUCAUGCACAAAAAUGACCUCUAUAACUGUAGAGUGAUUUUUCUCAACAAGAAGAUUUUGUUAAUUAGACCAAAGAUGACCAUGGCAAAUAGUGGCAACUACAGAGAGUUACGCUGGUUUAUGCCAUGGAAUAAACUGAGGACAGUAGAAGAGUAUUCCCUCCCGGAUAUAAUCCAAACGGUGACUGGACAGGAGACAGUCCCAUUUGGUGAUGCUCUCAUAGAAACCAAGGAGACCUGUCUUGGAAGUGAAAUCUGUCAGGAACUCUGGGUUCCUAAUAGUCCCCACAUUGCCAUGACGAUGGAAGGGGUGGAGAUAUUUACUAAUUCGUCGGGGAGCCAUCAUGUCCUUCGGAAAAAUUACUUGAGGGUCGACCUUAUAAAGUCAGCUACUGCAAAGAAUGGUGGUAUUUAUCUCCUUGCCAACCAGAAGGGCUGUGAUGGUGACCGCCUGUAUUAUGAUGGCUGCGCUAUGAUUUCUGUUAAUGGGCAUCUUGUGGCUCAAGGAUCCCAGUUUUCUUUGGACGAUGUGGAAGUUGUAACUACCACUCAGGAUUUGGAAGAUGUAAGAAGCUACAGUGCAGACAGGAUAUCUGCAAGAUUAAUGCUAAAUGAAGCAGAGCCGUAUCAUCGGGUGAAAGUCAACUUCGCACUCUCUUCAGUUGGUGAUAUAUACCUGCCUUCCAUUGAACCCAUUCGGAUCCGGUGCCAUACACCAGAAGAAGAAAUCAGUCUUGGACCUGCCUGUUGGUUGUGGGAUUACCUGCGACGUAGUUCCCAGGGUGGUUUUCUUCUACCUCUUAGCGGAGGCAUUGAUAGCUCAGCUACAGCCUGUAUUGUCUAUUCCAUGUGUCAUCAGGUGUGUCUUGCUGCAAGUAAUGGAAAUCAGCAGGUGAUAGAAGAUGCCCAGAGGAUAGUGAGUGAUCCUCAUUACAUUCCCAAAGAUCCACGGGAAUUCUGUCGACGCAUCUUUAUCACUUGCUACAUGGCUAGUGAGAACUCCUCACGAGACACUUGCAACCGAGCCAAAGAACUAGCAGAGCAAAUAGGCAGUUACCACAUAAACUUGAACAUUGAUCUGGCAGUGAAGGCUGUGAUUGGAAUUUUCAAUUUGGUAACUGGCAAACUUCCACAGUUCUCAGUGCAUGGUGGCUGCAGAAGAGAGAACCUGGCUCUGCAGAAUGUGCAGGCAAGAAUCCGCAUGGUGGUUGCCUAUCUCUUUGCUCAGUUGUGUUUAUGGACUUGUGGAAAACCUGGAGGAUCAUUGGUUCUUGGAUCAGCCAAUGUGGAUGAGAGCCUUCGAGGAUACAUGACCAAAUAUGAUUGCUCCAGUGCAGAUAUCAAUCCGAUCGGUGGCAUCAGUAAGACUGAUUUGAGGAACUUUAUACAGUACUGUAUUGAAAACUUCCAGCUCACAGCACUCCGAAGCAUUAUGUCUGCUCCACCAACUGCUGAGCUGGAGCCGCUUUCAGAAGGACAAACAUCUCAAACUGAUGAGGCCGAUAUGGGGAUGACAUACGCGGAACUGUCUGUCUAUGGGAAACUAAGGAAGAUUGCAAGGUGUGGCCCUUACAGCAUGUUCUGCAAAUUAGUCUACAUGUGGAAGAGUAUCUGUACUCCUAGGCAGGUGGCUGAGAAAGUAAAGCAUUUCUUCCGGAUGUAUUCAAUUAACCGGCACAAGAUGACUACUUUGACCCCUGCAUACCAUGCAGAAAAUUAUAGUCCUGACGACAAUCGGUUUGACCUUCGACCAUUUCUGUAUAACACUACGUGGUCUUGGCAGUUCAAGUGUAUUGAUAACCAGGUCUCAAAGCUCGAAAGCAAUCAAGAAAAUCGCAUUGAUGGUGUUUGCAAUGAGCUUGACUGAAUGGCACUACCUCAGUGUUGAGCACAGCUGCCUGCAAUGGAUAUAGGCCACUGUGUACCCACAGAAUUAAAUUUCACAACUUGUCAUUGAAACUGUACAGCAACAAAACCAGAUGGUUCUGAUUAAAAUCCUUUCCUUAUAAUGUAAUAAUAAUUUUCAAAGACAUUCACUACAACAAUUGUAACUUAUACUUAAAUAGCAUCUUUAACAUAGUAAAACAUGCCAAAAGGUGCUUUAUAGGAGUGUUAUAAAACAAAUAUCGUCACCGAGCAAAUGAAGGAGACAAUAUGGACGAUAAAUGCUAGUCUAGCCAGCAACCCCCACAUCUCAAGAAUUAAUAAACAAAAAGGACAGGUGAACAAAUGUUUGGUUAAAAAGAUGGAUUUUAAGCCAAGAUUAAAAGGAGAGAAGUGGAAAGGCAAAAGCUUUUCAAGGAUGGAAUUCCAUUACUAUUAAAUCAGCAAUUACAAUUAGCGAUUUUAGAUUCACAGCACUGAUUUUGGAACAGAAUGGUAGCAUGCAGUUAUAAAGGAACUUAGCCUUAGCCAAUGAGAACUCUAUGAAAUGAUCAUCUAAUAGACAUUUAAUCUGAAAUGUAGGACAAUGGGUUUUACUGUGGAAUACAAAUGAUGAAUGGAACUUCAAACAAGAAAUUUCAGAGCUACUCAGCAAAUGAGAGAAUGCAACAGGCUUCAGCUGUCUGAGGUUAAAUCUGAAAAUACUAUAAAGAGUGUAAACCUAGUGUUGUCAUCAAUGCUGUAGGAUUGUUACCAAAUACAAUUUAAUUUGUAUUCAGGCUGUGAAGAGUAAAGUAGAAUUAUGUUGCUUUUAAGUCAUCAGCCUCAUCACUAUGAGACAUCAGGAUCUAUAUUGCCUUGUCAAAGAACCUGACCAUCAUUCACAAUUAACUUAGAGUUUCUGAAGGGCUCAUACACAACUAACAUCAGAGGUGAGGGUACAGUGGCAUACAGUCAAAUGGGUGUGGCAUUUGUAGCCAUCAACAUUGACUCUGCAUUCCAUAAGGACCCAUGGCUGCAGGUUAUCACUUAUUUCCCUGCUUGUGAUAAAUCAGUUUUCCUCCAUGUUGAACAGAACUUGGAAGAAGCACUGAAGGUAACAAGGGGACAGAAUUUAUUCUGGGUGCAGGACUUCAGGGUCCAUCACCAAGAGAAGCUCACUAAAUCACCACUGACUGAACUGGCCAAGUCUCUCUUAUUCCUUUAUCCAGCCUUCAUUGCCCAUCCCUAACUCCUCUUGAGAAGGUGGUGGUGAGCUGCCUCCUUGAACCUCCGCACUCUAUAUGAAGGUCAUAGUUGCUAGACUGGCCUUGUGGCAGGAGUUCAGAGAAUCAACAUGAUAGAUUAUCCUACAUGACCUUGUUCUCAGCUAUCUAACUGUUACAGAUGCAUCUGUCCAUGCUAGUAUUAGGAGGAGUGACCUUGUGGAAGCAAGAUCCAUGCUUACACUGAGGAUUCCCUCCAUCAUGUCAUGUGGCACUAGCACCAUGAUACAAGGAAUAGAUUAAGUAGCAGCUCAAAACUGGGCAUCCAUGGGGUGCUGUGAGCCAUGAGCUGUGGUAGAAAUGUUUUCAAUUACAAUCUGUAACCUCAUGGCUUGUCAUAUCCCUCACUCCUCCGUCAUCAUGGAGCCAGAUGACAAACCUUAGUUCAAUGACGAGCGUAGAAGAGCUGUAAAUGCUGAAAACCUGUGCUCCAGAAUUAGCAGCACCUCUAUCCAAGCUGUUUCAGUAGAGCUACAAUACCUGGCAUAUACCUAACAACAAUUUUCAGCUGCUUACUACCUCUCCGUCCCCUGAUCGUGUUGACUCUUUGUUGGGAUUUGGUUCCAUAUGGUACUCGGGCCUUCCACUUUCCUUACACCCUCCCCUUUAUUAGCCAUUGUGUAUGUGCAAGUCUAAAUACUAAAUGCAGACCCGCUAUUCAACUGCGCAUGGGCUAGAUUGCACCGCAGUCAACAUUCACAUAAGUGAAUGCCUGUGCCAGAUUCUAAAAGAACUGCCAGUGAGCCCCAGUCCCAAUCUCUUUCAUGAUAACCCUGUAAACAUUUAGGUAGAAUUCCACUUGUAAAGUUUGCUGUGAACAAUAACAUUUUGUUGGCUGUUGGAUGGGUUGAAAUUGGACUCGUAUUUAUAUGAUGCCUUUUAUGAACUCAGGACAUCCCUGGUAAUUUAUUGUCAAUGAAGUACAUUUGAAGUGUGGUCACUGUCGUAAUGUAGGAAAUGCAACAGCCAAUUUGCACACAUUCAGCUCCCACAAAUAGAAAUAUGAUAAUGACCAGAUUAUCUGUAUUGUGAUGUUGGUUGAGAAAUAGAUAUUGUCCAGGAUACCAGGAGAACCUCCCAGCUCUUCUUCAUUUUCAGGUCGACCUAAAAAUGCACUGGGGCCCUAGGGCUCAGUUUAACAUGUCAUAUGAAUAGGGUACCUCCAAUAAUGAAAAACUCCCUCAGUACUGUACUGUAUCAGCCGAGAUUUUGUCCUCUAAUCCCUGGAGGGGGAUUUGAACCCAAAUCUUUUGAUUCAAAGAGGAGAGUACUACCAUCUACAACUGAUAACACUUAAUGGCUGAGAUCAAACUCGGGGCACUGAGGCUAACUAUGGCACCAAUACACCUAUUAUUAUGGGACUGUUUCAAAGAAGAGCAGGGAGGUUCUCCUGGUGUUGUCAAUACUCAAUCUCUCAAGCAACAUCAUUUAAUACAGGUGAUCUGCUCAUCACCUCACUGCCUUUUGUGGGAUCUUGCUGUGUGCAAAUUAACAUAUCAAAGAUUGAACCUGGGAACAUGCAAGUAGCAUAGCUGAUCCCAGCCUGUGAGCCACUGGGCUUUGUAACGGUGAGCUUUAAUUAGCAUGUAAAGACCAUAAGACAUAGGAGCAGAAAUUAGGCCAUUCGGCCCAUCGAGUCUGCUCCACCAUUCAAUCAUGGCUGAUAAGUUUCUCAACCCCAUUCUCCCGCCUUCUCCCCGUAACCUUUGA